Molecule: messenger RNA, 621 nt
Organism: Endocarpon pusillum Z07020
Lineage: Eukaryota; Fungi; Ascomycota; Eurotiomycetes; Verrucariales; Verrucariaceae
Exons: 1
Coding region: 1-621 (206 amino acids)
Source: RefSeq, a predicted model, not a curated record
AUGGCCAGUUUUUCUCUUUCACAACUCUUUUCGGGUUCCUCCUCAGACGGGACGACCGGCUACAACACCAGUCAGGUUGUUCAAGUUCUUACUUUCCGCCCAUCACCAAAUCACCCAAAUGUCACCCUGCUACAGCGAGAAGGCUCUCACGGUGAGACCACAACUUUGUACGCCAGCACGACCUCAAAAUUCACAAAGCCCAACAUCCAGAUCUUCCGAGUAGUCGCCACCAGUACGGGCCUGCAACAAACAGCCAUCGGCAAUGCAUCCUUCCAUUUACUAUCAUCAACCACUGAUCUCUCUUUGCACGGCCACUACAUUACAAUGAAAUCCGGCAACCUGUCUAGCAGCUACAACUUCAUGUACCCGCCCACAGGCAAGAUGAAAUGGAAAAGCAACUUCAUGGGUACCGCGCUCGAACUUUUCGACAGCGCAGGGCUGAAGUUGGCACGGUACAAGUUCAAGUUUUCGUCGACGAGCGGAAAGAGAUUGGAGAUUCUCGUUCCGUGCGCCGACUCCUUCCUGGAUUUGAUCGUCUUGUCCGGAAUGGCGGCUACGGUCAAGGAGCGUGAGAAGUUGAAAGCUGCCUCGGCGGCUUCGGAGGCGGUAGCGGGGGUAUAA